Molecule: messenger RNA, 1677 nt
Organism: Wasmannia auropunctata (little fire ant)
Lineage: Eukaryota; Metazoa; Arthropoda; Insecta; Hymenoptera; Formicidae
Product: rhodopsin-like
Exons: 6
Coding region: 280-1308 (342 amino acids)
Biological process (GO): G protein-coupled receptor signaling pathway
Cellular component (GO): membrane; photoreceptor outer segment
Molecular function (GO): G protein-coupled receptor activity
Source: RefSeq, a predicted model, not a curated record
AACGGCCAGAGGGAUGUGCGGCGGGAGCGGCUUAGAGCUUUAUAUAAGGGUAGCUUGACUUUGAAACCAGCUACUGGUUUUGAUUAACGCGACCGAGACAGAUCCGCCGCGUUCAACUGAUCCGAAUUUUUUUUGACUUCCGAGAACCUCCGAGGGCGCAGACGCGUCGAUCAUACCCGUUCUCUCGUCGACCGAGUUUCAUUCGUCUUUCUAACGUGGAGUGAGAUUUCCGUUCGCCGGAGACUGAUACGCCGGAAGUUCCAACCGACGAUACGAAACAUGUCGUUGAAUCUGAGCGCCGAUCUGCCGGACGACGUUUUCAUCCACGAGGAACGAACAUUAACCGGUAUCUAUACUUUCGCGGCGAUCACGCUGGGUUUCAUCGGCUUUUUCGGUUUCGUCUUGAAUCUGCUGGUCAUAGUAACGGUCGUUAAGAACGCCAAUGUACUGUGGACACCCAACAACGUGGUCCUCGUCAACAUGGUCAUUGGAGAUUUCCUAGUAGCUGCGAUGGGAAACCCUUUCGCAAUGACAUCGGCGAUCGCAGGUGAAUGGUUUUGGAAUCACGAAGUGUGUCUGUGGUACGCAUGGUUCAUGACUACUAUGGGAUUUGCCAGUAUUGGUAAUCUGACAGUGAUGGCAAUAGAAAGAUUCCUACUAGUCACAUGUCCGAUAAAGACAUUAUCAAUAAGGAAUGCUUACAUAUUGGCGUUCUUGGUUUGGAUAUACGCACUCUGCUUGUCAUUACCGCCGUUUUUCAAUUGGGGGACUUAUGGCCUGGAGGCAGGUAACAUAUCCUGCAGCGUAUCUUGGGAGAUACACGAUCCUAAGACGCACAACGAUACUUACAUCGGAUUUCUAUUUAUUUUUGGCUUCUUCCUUCCUAUCAUAAUAAUCACCAGCAGUUAUUACGGCAUAAUAAAGACUUUGAAGAAAAUAGAAAAAAGGAUCGGUGUGAGGAAUAGGCGAGAAAAGAAAGUCACUAAGAUGGUAUACUUAAUGAUUCUUGCUUUCCUAAUUGCUUGGUCGCCAUACGCCGUUCUUGCACUCGCAACCCAAUAUUUCUACGUACAAACCUCCCAUAUCGUAGCGGUGCUGCCAGCGCUCCUCGCGAAGUCCUCCAUCUGCUACAAUCCCAUAAUAUACGCGAGUAUGACUGCCCAGUUCGCCAAUAUUUGGAAGAAGAUGUUUUGCGUCAAUAACGCUAAGAAUAAGCAACAGCACGGAAGUGAAGGAGGUUCAAACGAGACGUUCAAACGAGAACAAGAUGAAGGACGCUUUUCAAUCAAGUUGAACGAAAAGACAUAAUAAUCAAAAGACAUAAUAAUCUUACUACGUGAUCUGUCAAUUCUCAAAAAUAUAGUAAAUAGGGAAAAACAAUACAUAUAGAAUAGGAUGUUCUUACGGGACCAAUAGCGCGCGUUACUUCAUUAUUUAUCCUCAACUAUUGAAGCAUCUUUAUCUCUUCCAUACAAAUUGAUUUUUUUCAUAUAAAUAAUAUAAUAUAUUUUCUUCAUCUUGCUCUUUCUUUAUUUUAAUUUAACACCGUUUGUAACGAAAGAACAUUUUCUGAACACGCAUAUUUUGCAUUCUGAGAGGCCUAAAAUUAAUUUUGACGAUGUACCUUAUAAUUACAGCACAUUAAGUAAAUUAUUAUUCACACAAUAUAUAGAUAUU